This is a messenger RNA of Hippocampus zosterae (dwarf seahorse), 1372 nucleotides long. It is a transcript of the gene isg20, whose product is annotated as interferon stimulated exonuclease gene. NCBI's taxonomy places the organism in Eukaryota, Metazoa, Chordata, Actinopteri, Syngnathiformes, Syngnathidae. Gene Ontology annotation, molecular function: exonuclease activity; nucleic acid binding. The record is from RefSeq and is a predicted model, not a curated record. The transcript is spliced from 4 exons. Gene Ontology annotation, cellular component: nucleus. The coding region runs from base 255 to 1076 and encodes 273 amino acids.
UGCUUCAGUUGUGAGCACUUCCUCUUCAGCAACGACUAAGGAAGUCAGCUAGCCAAUCAGGUGGAACCUUGCACAAAAUUGUCCAGGCUCGAGCUCAUCCUUCCACGUGCUACAGCAGGAGCAAAAGCAUGACGGCGCAGAUACUUUGGUCAGUGGAUGAUGGUGGGGUUGCAGCAAAAGGAUAAGGCCUCAUCACGCGGGCUUCUGAGCAAUUAGCGAUUACCGUGCAAAAAAAAGCAUUGUUGUUACGUGCCAUGGAGUGUGUGAGCAAGAAACGCAUGCGGCAGGCGAAGAGGAAAAGGAUUGACAGCCACAGUGAUGAACUGGUGAAAGAGUCCCAAAGCAGUAGCGACGUUCAAAACAAAGAUUUGACCCUGAGUGACCCCUGGGAGGUGGACAGCGGCUUCUCGGAGGGCAGCCCCCCGACCAGCGGCAGGAGUUCUCCGUGCCCGAGCUCUUCCGCCUCUGCCGAUGUCGUGGUGGCGCUGGACUGCGAGAUGGUGGGCACCGGACCGGGAGCGCGCUGCAAUGAGCUAGCCCGCUGCAGCAUCCUCGAUUACCACGGCCGCAUCCUCUACGACAAGUACGUCCGGCCGUGUCAUCCCGUCACCGACUACAGGACGCGAUGGAGCGGCAUCCGGCCGCACCACUUGCUCGGCGCCACGCCCUUCGAGCAGGCCAGAAAGGAGAUCUGUGACAUCCUCGAGGGCAAGGUGGUGGUGGGACACUCCAUCUGCAACGACUUCCGCGUGCUGCGCCUUCGCUUCCCGCGUCACAUGAUCCGCGACACGGGGGCCACGCGCCUCCUGGCGCGCCUGGCCGGCUUUCCCCGCCGGCGCCGCGUGUCUCUGAAGAUCCUUGCCGACAAGCUCCUCAACAGACGCAUCCAGGCGGGGAUGAGGGGCCACUGCUCGGUGGAGGACGCCCUGGCAGCGUUGGACCUGUACAAGCUGGUGGCGCCCGAGUGGGAGUGGGAGCUGCAGAGCCCACUGACGGACCAGCACCCGGCGACGAAAUACAUGCAGGACGAGUACUGGCCGGCUGACGACGACGAUGACGAGGCAAAUGCUUCCUAAUUUAUUCUCGAGACGUUCCUUACGCCAGGGCGUCGCCCAUGCGCUACUUCCAAAUGGCAAGUACGCCAAUUGCACACCUUCCGUGUCACUUGAGCAAGCCGGAGCGACUGGGAAAAACGGUUGAAAACGGCUCGGGUGAGGAUUUUUGAUGGCGAAGACGACAGAAGUGUUCCCGUCAUCACAAACAGGAAGUUGCCGUUGUCUUCCUGUUUGCGUUUGACUCGGCUAUUCUCUCUUUGGCGAUUUGGUUACAAGUUGUUUGUACUAUUUAAAAAAUAAAAGAGUUGCGCGACAAA